UGUUCAUUUGCUUACUCUAUUUUUCUCUCACUAUUCACUUCUCUUAUGCCAAGUGUGGAUCUAAGAACAACAAGAAGAAGAAGCACCAAGAUGAAAGCUUUGUUCUUGUACCUGAAGAAAAGGCCCAAACUGAAGCAAGGGGUCUUCCUUGCAAUGGUGUUCUUGGCAGCCUCCUCGUUUUUAUGGGUCGCAACCUCUCUCCUCCGCAACACCCAUUACAGUUCCAACUUGGGUCUCUCGCCUCAAUCCUCACUCUCUGAUUCAAGCCCUUAUCACAGCUUCAAGCUCUUCGCCGCCGACUUCAAGGACAUGAUCCGGAGCUUCAAGAUCUACGUCUACCCCACUAAUUCAUCUUCCUUUGCUCAGAUUUUCGACCCCCACCCAAACCCAUUCGACCCCAAAAUGGGAAACUACUUCAGUGAACACAUGUUCAAGCUGGCUCUGAUUGAGAGCCCACUCAUUACCCACAAUCCCGAAGAAGCUGAUCUCUAUUUCUUGCCGUUUUCGGUCAAUCUUCUCCGAAACGACCCAAGGGUCCACUCGGAGGAUGCCAUUUCCGAAUUUGUGGCUCAUUACACCAAUGAGAUUAGCCAAGGGUUUCCUUUCUGGAAUGCCUCCAUGGGUUUGGAUCAUUUCUAUGCUUGCUGCCACUCUGUUUGCAGAGAAGCCAUGGCGAAACACAAUGCCUUGCGCAACAAUGCCAUUCAGCUCACUUGCUCCUCCAGCUACUUUCAGAGGUUCUAUGUCGCCCACAAAGACGUUUCCAUGCCUCAAGUCUGGCCUCGCCCGCCUCAGCAAACCCUCAAUCCCCCGAAAUUGAGGGACAAGCUUGUGUUCUUUGCUGGGCGGGUUCAAAACUCGAUUGUGAGGCAGCAGCUAGUGGAUUUAUGGGGCAAUGAUACUCACAUGGACAUCUUCUCCGAGAACCCAUCUUAUCCUUAUGAAGAAGGGUUUAAGAGGAGCAAGUAUUGCCUCCAUGUUAAGGGCUAUGAGGUGAACACUGCCAGGGUCAGUGAUGCUAUACACUAUGGGUGUGUCCCUGUUAUAAUGUCGAAUUACUAUGAGCUUCCUUUUGCUAAUGUGUUGAACUGGACCACAUUUUCGGUCAUCAUUAACCACAAUGAGGCUGCUUCGUUGAAGAAGACGUUGCUGUCGAUAACAAAGAAGACUUACCUGAACAUGUACCGGAAUUUGUUGAGCGUCAGAAGGCACUUUGUUUGGCACAAGACUCCCAAGGGAUAUGAUUCCUUCCACAUGACUGCUUACCAGCUGUGGCUCAAAAGAGGGUCGCAGCGUCCAUCUUUCUAGUUCCUGCUUUGUGAUUCUGGGUUUUGGGUGUGUCCAAAUUGCCACUGUGAGAAAAAGAGAUGGAUGUUUUUUGUGGAGUUUACACUUUUGAAGCAGAAACUCACCCUUGUAUUGUAUGCCAUGUAAGCUUUGCAACCAUAAUUUGUUAUACCUGGUGUGUAUGAUAACAUUGAACGGAAAACAAGUUUUACAUCUCGA
Messenger RNA from Rosa chinensis, 1506 nucleotides. RefSeq names its product probable glycosyltransferase At5g03795. NCBI's taxonomy places the organism in Eukaryota, Viridiplantae, Streptophyta, Magnoliopsida, Rosales, Rosaceae. The record is from RefSeq and is a predicted model, not a curated record. The coding region runs from base 46 to 1308 and encodes 420 amino acids. The transcript is spliced from 2 exons. Gene Ontology annotation, molecular function: glycosyltransferase activity.